Molecule: messenger RNA, 1823 nt
Organism: Fukomys damarensis (Damara mole-rat)
Lineage: Eukaryota; Metazoa; Chordata; Mammalia; Rodentia; Bathyergidae
Gene: Ccdc83
Product: coiled-coil domain containing 83
Exons: 14
Coding region: 578-1810 (410 amino acids)
Source: RefSeq, a predicted model, not a curated record
GGAAAGCGCGAGCUGCCCGCCUACCGUCCUGCAUCGCACCUGCGCGUCGUUGGAGAGAUGUCAGGAGGCUGGCCGUGUGCGGCACCUGACUCCUUCCGGUCUGACCUUGCAGGCUUCUGGCGCCUCUCCUCCCCACCCACCCCGUGCCCUGGACUUGCCCCCCGUGUCUCCCCCAGGGCGCGAAGUUCCUGAGCGGCCGGGAGCGAAGGGGGUUCGCAUACGGCCACCCCUCUUCACCCGGGAGGCAGGAAAGCAAGCCUUUUUUGAGCGGACCACAACACUAAUUUACCUCUUUCUGUCUUGCAGAACCUCCGGGCUGCGUCGCUUUUUUGCCCUCCUAGGUCUGCUGCAGUGGGGCAGGAUCAAAGUGUAAAGGCUCCUCCAAGACCUGACUCCAGUGGACCCUCUAUAUAUUCACUACUGCUCUUGAAGUUUUGCAGCAGAAUGCUUUUUCCUUCCUUUCCAUUUGAAUAAGGCUACUGCUGCUGCUUUGAGAUGAUGAUUCUGAAGUUAAAAAAGAUGAAGUAACUUUGUCAAGGUCACACGGUGAUAUAUUUCUUGAUAGCUAACCGGAACAAUGGAAAGCAUGGGGAAAGCAAAUAAAAAGGAUAUACAAAAUGGACCAUCAAAAGAAUUCAAACUGCCUGCCAGUGAAGCACUUCUAGACUACCACCGUCAAAUAAAGGAAAACACAGUGGAGAGAUUCAUGUUUCAAAUUAAGAAGCUUAGAGAAAAGAACCAAAAGUAUCAUGAAAGAAAUAGACGCUUAAAAGAGGAACAGAACUGGCACAUAAAGAAUCUGCUAAAGGAACUGAGUGAGAAGAAAUCAGACGGAUUGCCAGUUGUAACCAGAGAGGAUGUUGAAGAGGCAAUGAAGGAAAAAUGGGAGUUUGAAAGAAACCAGGAAAAGAACUUGGGAGAUAUGCGCACACAAAUAACUAAUGCCGAGAAACUAUUUCUUGAGAAAUUCGGUGAAAAAGAAUAUUGGGAAGAGUACAAGAAUGUAAGGAGUGAACAACAUGCUAAACUCAUUACCUCCUUACAAAAUGACAUCAAUAAAGUUAAAGAGAAUGCAGAGAAAAUGUCAGAACAGUAUAAAAAAACUCUGGAAGAUGCUAGAAAGAAAAUAAUCAAAGACACUUUGCUGCAACUGGACCAAAAGAAGGAAUGGGCCAUACAGAAUGCUGUCAGUUUGAUUGACAGGGGUAGUUAUCAGGAGAUCUUGGAGAACGACUGGCUAAAAAGAGAGAUUGCAAUUCACAGGAAUGAAGUUGAAGAAUUAGAAAAUACUAUUCAUGAACUAGAAGAAGAAAAUUUGGUGCUUAUUGAUCAGCUUUUCAACUGUAGACUUGUGGAUCUCAAAAUACCCAGGCGACUAUAUCUUAGUCAAGCUGCUGGUCAGGAAAUACCACCUGAAGACAUGCCUUUGGAACUGGCAGAAACAUAUAUAGAAGAGAAGUCAAAAUUGCAACCCACAGGAGAAUGUAAAGACACAUUGAGCUCAUCAGGUGAAAGCAGUUCCAUCCAACACAGCCUUGAAGACAGUGCCAGAAAUAUCCAUCUGAAGACAGAUGAAGAGGACAGCUCAUGUACAGAGUCUGGGGAUUCUCACAUGAAAUAUUUACUGUAUGAGGAUGAGUGGGAUUUCAAGGAACAUGUGGAUUUGGGACCCCUGGCAGUGAAGCUCAUGCGUGUGGAGAGCAAGAAAAUGCCCAUUCACUUUCAAGAAAAGGAAAUUUCAGUCAAAUUUGAUGAAGAUGUCAGCAGCCCAGAAAACCGUAUCACAUAUAAGAUGAUGAACUUUCUCUAAGAUUGAAAGCUGA